Messenger RNA from Indicator indicator, 1707 nucleotides. RefSeq names its product membrane associated ring-CH-type finger 8 (gene MARCHF8). Gene Ontology annotation, cellular component: lysosome; cytoplasm; early endosome membrane. Lineage: Eukaryota; Metazoa; Chordata; Aves; Piciformes; Indicatoridae. Gene Ontology annotation, biological process: antigen processing and presentation of peptide antigen via MHC class II; immune response; protein polyubiquitination. The coding region runs from base 1 to 1707 and encodes 568 amino acids. Gene Ontology annotation, molecular function: MHC protein binding; ubiquitin protein ligase activity; zinc ion binding. The record is from RefSeq and is a predicted model, not a curated record. The transcript has 7 exons.
AUGAACAUGCCACUGCAUCAAAUCUCUGUCAUUCCAGCUCAGGAUGUUACCUCUUCUAGAGUCUCCAGGAGCAAGACCAAAGAAAAAGAGGAACAGAAUGAAAAGGCUUUGGGGCAUUCCAUGAGCCGUUCCAGUAACAUCUCAAAGGCUGGAAGUCCAACCUCUGUCUCUGCCCCUCAUAGCUUUUCUCGGACUUCUGUUACACCAUCCAACCAGGACAUCUGCAGUUCCAGUGCAGUGUUUUCUGAGUGUUGUCAUCACAGUCCAGUGCAGUCUGCUGUUGUCUUGAAAAGUCCUCACUGCCAGAGCCCUCUGACACAAGGGGUCACUGUGACAGUAAUCUGUCAAGAUACGUUACAUGCAGCAAAGAGAAACUCCCGUGGGCAAGAUCGGGGCCAGGCACUCAGGUCUGCUAAGAAUGUAAAGCCCACCCGCACUCUGAAAUUCUCCAAGUCCCUCAAUGACGUGGACCAGAAGGCGCAGAGCACCAGUGAGUGCUUUGACUAUGUGGAGCGGACACGCUCAGAAGGCAAAUUGACCCCGACUCAAGAGCAGUGUUUAAGGAUUAACAAAUUUCAUCUUAAAGAGAGGAAACCACUGAAUCUCAGGCCUCUUUCUUUUAGCAGUUCUAAGCGCUCCUAUAUCCCUUCCCUUUCCAACUACUCGAAUGCAUCGGGAGGAGCAGAGAACCACAGUGCUGUACAUAUCCCCUUGCUGGAGGAGAAAGUGGACCAUGACACCUCGAGGAGCAAAAAACUGUUGCGUUACCUUUUUUCCUUCUCCCACACCUCCAGCACCAGCAGCCUGCAUAAGUUCCAUGAACUAGAGAGCUAUUCCAGUCACUUCCAAGCUGAGAAAUCCUCCAGUGUGCUGGUGGAAAGCACGGACUUCUGCUCUGAUGAUAUGGGAGAUGAUGACGUCUUUGAGGACAGCACCUCAGUGAAAUCCAAAACGAAAGAGCAGCGGGCACCGCUCUGUUCAGUUGAGAAGGACAGUGACCUUGACUGUCCUUCCCCCCUCUCAGAAAAAUUCCCCCCUCUCUCCCCUGUUUCCGCAUCGGGGGAUACCUGCAGGAUAUGUCACUGUGAAGGAGACGAUGAGAGCCCUUUGAUUACCCCCUGUCACUGCACAGGAAGUCUUCAUUUUGUGCACCAAGCCUGCCUGCAGCAGUGGAUCAAGAGUUCAGACACGCGAUGCUGUGAACUGUGCAAAUACGAGUUCAUCAUGGAGACAAAGCUGAAGCCUUUGCGAAAGUGGGAGAAGCUGCAGAUGACAGCCAGCGAGAGGAGGAAGAUCAUGUGCUCUGUAACAUUCCAUAUCAUUGCCAUCACCUGCGUUGUGUGGUCGCUCUAUGUCCUGAUAGACAGGACUGCUGAAGAGAUUAAACAGGGACAGGCUACUGGAAUUCUAGAGUGGCCAUUUUGGACUAAACUGGUGGUUGUGGCUAUUGGUUUCACUGGAGGACUUCUGUUCAUGUAUGUACAAUGCAAAGUGUACGUACAACUGUGGAAGAGACUUAAAGCUUAUAACCGAGUAAUAUAUGUACAAAACUGUCCAGAGACUAGCAAAAAGAAUAUUUUUGAAAAACCUGCACUAAUGGAGCCAAACUUUGAAAGUAAAGAAAUGCUUGGAGUUCACCAUUCAGACACAAACUCUUCUCAUUACACAGAGCCAGAAGACUGCGCUGCAGAAAUCCUUCACGUCUGA